UUUCAUAGGAAGAAGAAAAUCGGUAAACUCUCUGCUUUCCAACUCUGUACAGUUUCCAGAAAGCGAGUCAGAUUCACAGGCGAGAGAGAGAGAGCGGGCAUGGCGAUGGCGGCUUCAUCAUCUUCUUCUUCUCUCCUCCUCAAUCCGUUGACUUCUCGUCUGCGUGACCUCCGUUCAUCUCCGGAGCUCUCCUGUGUCUCCCUCUCCGCCGCGGCUGGUCUCGAUUCCGGCUCGGCGGCUUUGACUCUGAAGAAUCAGAGGCUGAGGCGUGUGAAUGUCUCUUCCCGUGGCCCCUCUGUCGUCUGCAAGGCUGUGUCUGUAGAGCCCGAGGCUGGAGUUGAACGGCUCAACAUUGCCGAGGAUGUUUCUCAGCUUAUCGGGAGAACUCCGAUGGUGUACCUGAAUAACAUAGUGAAGGGCUGUGUUGCAAACGUUGCUGUCAAGCUCGAAAUUAUGGAACCAUGUUGCAGUGUCAAGGAUAGGAUUGGAUACAGUAUGGUCACUGAUGCGGAGCAAAAAGGACUUAUAACACCUGGAAAGAGUGUUCUCGUGGAACCCACAAGUGGAAACACAGGCAUCGCCCUUGCAUUUAUUGCUGCUGCAAAAGGCUAUAAACUUAUCUUGACAAUGCCAGCAUCCAUGAGUUUGGAGAGAAGGGUUCUUCUGAAGGCAUUUGGAGCUGAGCUUGUAUUAACAGAUCCUGCAAAAGGCAUGACUGCGGCAAUUCAGAAGGCUGAGCAGAUCUUGAAAAGCACUCCCAAUUCCUACAUGCUUCAACAGUUUGACAAUCCUGCUAAUCCAAAGAUUCAUUACGAGACUACUGGUCCUGAGAUCUGGGAAGAUACUAGAGGCAAGGUAGAUAUAUUUGUUGCGGGAAUUGGAACUGGUGGAACGAUCAGCGGUGUUGGUCGAUACAUCAAAGAGAGAAAACCCGGGGUGAAGGUUAUUGGUAUAGAACCUACGGAGAGUGACAUACUUUCUGGUGGAAAACCUGGACCCCACAAAAUUCAAGGAAUUGGAGCAGGAUUUGUACCUAAGAAUUUGGAUCAGGGCAUUAUGGAUGAAGUCAUAACGAUAUCCAGUGAAGAAGCUAUUGAAACGGCAAAGCAAGUAGCCCUCCAGGAAGGCUUGUUGGUCGGUAUAUCUUCCGGAGCGGCUGCUGCUGCUGCAAUCAAAGUGGCAAAGAGACCUGAGAAUGCCGGGAAACUCAUAGUUGUCGUGUUUCCGAGCUUUGGAGAAAGAUACCUCUCGACGCCUCUUUUCCAGUCGAUAAGAGAGGAAUGCGAGAAAAUGCAGCCUGAGCCAUGAAUGAACUUCCUUCCUUUCUCCGCAGUUUCUUGACAAAGAAGGAACCUUUCCCUGUUUAAACACAUCUCUGCAUCCGAAUAAAAACCCUUAGGAGGGUUUUGGGGUUAAACUCUCACCUCUUGUAUUUCUUUCAUCUUCCUUUUGAGUUUUUAUAUUAAACAAAAGCCUUGCGUCUUAAGCAAUAAAUUAAUGGCGAUAGUGGGUGUAAUA
Messenger RNA from Tarenaya hassleriana, 1518 nucleotides. Its product is annotated as cysteine synthase, chloroplastic/chromoplastic-like. The record is from RefSeq and is a predicted model, not a curated record. The transcript is spliced from 10 exons. Gene Ontology annotation, cellular component: cytoplasm. Gene Ontology annotation, molecular function: cysteine synthase activity. Gene Ontology annotation, biological process: double fertilization forming a zygote and endosperm; pollen tube growth. NCBI's taxonomy places the organism in Eukaryota, Viridiplantae, Streptophyta, Magnoliopsida, Brassicales, Cleomaceae. Bases 100 to 1308 code for a protein of 402 amino acids.